This is a messenger RNA of Scomber japonicus (chub mackerel), 3313 nucleotides long. It is a transcript of the gene exoc4, whose product is annotated as exocyst complex component 4. The transcript has 20 exons. NCBI's taxonomy places the organism in Eukaryota, Metazoa, Chordata, Actinopteri, Scombriformes, Scombridae. Gene Ontology annotation, biological process: exocytosis; chemical synaptic transmission; Golgi to plasma membrane transport. Gene Ontology annotation, cellular component: growth cone membrane; exocyst; synapse. The record is from RefSeq and is a predicted model, not a curated record. Bases 4 to 2925 code for a protein of 973 amino acids.
AAAAUGGCAGCAGAUACAGGAAGAUACAGGAGUGCUGUUAACAAAAACAAAGACCCCUCUGGUCUUCUCAUCUCUGUCAUAAGGACUUUGUCCAGCAGUGAUGAUGUGCAGGAUAGAGAGACAGAGAAAGGACGUCUGGAAGAGGCCUUUGAGACAUGUGAUAGGGACUUAGAUCAGCUGAUAGUUCAGCAUUAUGCUGAACUCACCACUGCCAUCAGGACCUACCAGAGCAUCACUGAACGCAUCACCAGCUCCCGCAACACAAUCAAACAGGUGAAGGAGAACCUCUUGUCUUGUAAGAUGCUGCUCCACUGCAAAAGGGACGAGCUGAGGAAGCUGUGGAUAGAAGGCAUCGAGCACAAGCACGUCCUCCAGCUCCUGGAUGAAAUAGAAAGCAUCAAGCAAGUGCCUCAAAAGCUGGAGACCUAUAUGGCAAGCAAGCACUACCUUCAUGCCACCGAUAUGCUGGUAUCAGCUGUAGAGUCUUUAGAAGGCCCCUUGCUGCAAGUGGAGGGUCUUGGUGAUCUACGCCUGGAGCUCCACAGCAAGAAGCUCAACAUCCACCUUGUGCUUAUUGACGAGCUGCACAGACACCUCUACAUCAAGUCCACAAGUCGCCUGGGACACAAGAACAAGGACAAAAAUGCUGCUCGUCUUCCAGGUUCCACAACCAAAGACACAUCUCCGAUGCCUGUGUUAGAUGUCAGCAGCCUAUCCACUCCACGCAAGCUUUUGGAUUCAUCACAGUUCAGCACACCCGGAUCCAGCAGUGUGCAACAAGAUGUGCGAGAGUUGAACCAAUCUGAACUCCCUGAGGUAGAUCCAGAGGAAAACAGUGCUGAGUUCAUGGGUAUUCUUAUCAAGGCUCUGGCCAAGCUGAAGAAAAUACCAGAGACCAUCAAAGCCAUAAUGGAGCGGCUGGAACCUGAGCUGAAACAAAUUGUUAAGAGGUCUACCACUCAAAUUGCAGACCACGCUUACCAGAGAGGAGAGAACCUGGCUCAGGAGAGCCAGCCAAGGCUGCUGUUGGAACUGUUGGAGCUUUUGUUUGACAAGUUCAAGGCAGUGGCCCAGGCUCACAGUGUGGUGUUGGCCCAUCUGCAGAAGAUUGCGGUGCAGUGCUCGGGUGGGGCCCAUGAAGAGGGCAUCAAGCUCUACGAGCAGGCUGACGUCUCUGCCAAGAUCCAGACAGUGCUGCAGGUUCUGCUUAUGGAGUAUCUGGACGUGAAGAACAGUCGCAGCGCCACAGAGCCAUCGGCUCAGCUGUCAUAUGCCAGCACUGGCAGUGAGUUUGCUGCCUUCUUUGCUAAGAAGAAACCUCAGCGUGCCAAGCAGUCACUCUUCAAGUUUGAAUCAUCUUCCCAUGCCAUCAGUAUGAGUGCCUACCUGAGAGAGCAGAGACGAGAACUCUACAGCAAGAGUGGAGAAUUACAAGGUGGUGCUGAUGACAACCUGAUUGAAGGAGGAGAAAUGAAGUUUGUCUGUAAACCAGGAGCGAGGAACAUCACUGUCAUCUUCCAGCCUCUUCUCAGGUUCAUUCAGGAGAUAGAAAUGAACAUGGGGCCAGGCCAAGCCAAGCAGUGCCAACUCCGAGCAUUCCUCACUUAUUACAUCAAUGACCUCUUCCUCAACCAGGUGCGAACAGAGAUCAACAAGGAAAUUGAGGCAGUGAGCAAAGCAGCUGACCCUUUGAAGAUCCUUGCCAGCGCUGAUACCAUGAAGGUUCUGGGUGUCCAGAGACCCCUGCUGCAGAGCACGGUGGUAGUGGAGAAGUCCAUCCAGGAUCUAAUGAGUCUAAUGCAGGACCUGAGUGCCUACUCCAACCAGUUCCUUGAAAUGGUCUGUGACAAACUCAAAGAGUACAAGGAAAUCUGCAACACAGCUUACAGGGGAAUAGUCCAAUGUGAGGAGAAGCUGACCAUCAGUGCUUCCUGGUCCAAAGAUGAGGACAUCAGUCGUUUGCUCCAGUCACUUCCUAAUUGGGCAAAUAUGGCCCAACCCAGACAGACCCGACAGAAGAGAGAGGAUGAAGAGGACUUUACCCGGGCGGCUUUUGCUAAAGAAUCAGAGGUGCUGACUGGGAAUUUAGGAGACAAGUUAAUCCCCCAGAAUGAGAUCCUCCGUGACGUCAGUGACCUGAAGGCUCUCGCCAACCUUCAUGAGAGCAUGGAGUGGCUUGCCUGUCGCCUCAAGACAUUCUUCGCCAAUCUGCCUCAUGCCUCAAACAGCCAGGUGGUUGGUGAGAGUGAGCGGAGCAGAGAGCAGAUUCUCCAGACCCUGAGUGACCUGUCCAGGGGCUUCCAGGACAUUGCUGACCGCUGUCUCCUGGUAUUGCACUUGGAGGUCAGGGUGCAUUGUUUCCAUUACCUGAUCCCCCUGACCAAGCAAGGCAAUUAUGCCAUUGUGGCGAAUGUGGAGAGCAUGGACUACGACCCGCUGGUGGUCAAACUGAACAAGGACAUCUCAGCCAUAGAGGAGGCCAUGGGUGCCGCCCUGCAGCAGCACAAGUUUCAGUACAUCUUUGAAGGUCUGGGUCAUCUUAUCUCCUGCAUUCUGAUCAAUGGGGCCCAGUAUUUUAAGAGGAUCAGUGAGUCUGGCAUCAAGAAGAUGUGCAGAAACAUCUUUGUCCUCCAACAGAACCUCACCAACAUCACCAUGUCCAGGGAGGCCGACCUCGACUUUGCCAGGCAAUAUUACGAGAUGCUGUACAACACUGCAGAUGAGCUGCUGAACCUGGUGGUGGAUCAGGGUGUUCGCUACACGGAGCUGGAGUACAUCAACGCCCUGUCCUUGCUCCAUCGCAGUCAGACAGGCGUGGGGGACCUGAGCACCCAAAACACCCGGCUACAGAGGCUGAAGGAGAUCAUCUGUGAGCAGGCUGCCAUCAAACAGGCUACUAAGGACAAAAAGAUUACCACAGUGUAAUGAUAAAACAGGACAGGGUUCAGAGGGGUUGUAAACAUGUUGACUGGAAUUCCAUGAAAGAUGACAAUGAAAAGGGACAGCAGUUAGUUUUGCAGUCAGAUUACCUCUGUCUUACAUGUUUUUGUUUCAGCUCUUGCAGGAAUAUGUGUAGCAGAUAAGUUGGCGGUGUACACUCUAGUAAGAAAUGAUGAAGCAAAGACUUGCAGAACAGAGGAUAUUUGAGAAAUGGGUUAGAAAACAAAAUACUGUAGAAGCUUGCUCUAUAGACUUAGUUCAUAAUGUGUGUGAAAUCUGUUGAUGAAAAAUGUGUCCUCUCCAUCUCAUCUUGCCUGAUGUGAUGAAAUGUAUUGUAUUUGAGGGCUGACACAGAUAAACUUCCAACUCUGGA